Messenger RNA from Dendroctonus ponderosae (mountain pine beetle), 5796 nucleotides. It is a transcript of the gene Top2, whose product is annotated as DNA topoisomerase 2. Gene Ontology annotation, biological process: sister chromatid segregation; resolution of meiotic recombination intermediates; DNA topological change. Bases 297 to 4979 code for a protein of 1560 amino acids. Lineage: Eukaryota; Metazoa; Arthropoda; Insecta; Coleoptera; Curculionidae. Gene Ontology annotation, cellular component: nucleus. The transcript has 24 exons. Gene Ontology annotation, molecular function: ATP binding; DNA topoisomerase type II (double strand cut, ATP-hydrolyzing) activity; DNA binding. The record is from RefSeq and is a predicted model, not a curated record.
AAGGGGUGACAGGAGUAGAGGGAGGACUGUGAAGAUUGACGGUUAUGUGAAGAAAAGCAUCGUUUGUCUUCGUGUAGUUUUGCAGAUUUUGUUUCAUCCGCAUUUAAAUAAGGAAACCAUUGUUAUUAUUAUUGUGAAUGUGAAUGUGUGGUCGCUUAUACCUUAAGCUUCACUUAUAAAUAGCCCGUCUGAAAGAUUCUAUGACUUUCUGAGAUCCAGAAGACAAAAAAUGGCGGAUAUUAAGGGCCAGUAGGAUUUGUGAUCGUUUUAAAAACCAGUUGUUUUGUUUACAGAAAAUGUUGACAAACAUGUCCAAUGGCAAUACCAACGGUGCGGGAGAUAAUAAAGUGGCGCCGCCCAAGAAAAAGCCAGCCACAAUUGAACAGACUUACCAAAAGAAGUCUCAACUGGAACACAUAUUGUUAAGACCUGAUACAUACAUUGGAUCGGUUGAAACGGCUACCGAACCCAUGUGGAUCUAUGAUACCGAUCGCGAAAUGAUGGUACAAAAAAUAAUUGAUUUUGUGCCAGGAUUGUAUAAAAUUUUCGAUGAAAUCCUAGUUAAUGCUGCCGAUAAUAAGCAAAGAGACCAGUCGAUGGAUUGCAUAAAGAUUGAGAUCAAACCAGAGGAAAAUAUGGUUUCUGUAUGGAAUAACGGCAAAGGUAUUCCUGUUGUCAUGCAUGAAGAUGAAAAAAUGUAUGUUCCCACUAUGAUCUUUGGACAUUUACUUACUUCUUCAAACUACAAUGACGAAGAAGAAAAAGUCACGGGAGGAAGAAAUGGCUACGGUGCUAAACUAUGCAACAUAUACAGUGAGAAGUUUAUUGUGGAGACAGCAUCUAAAGAACACAAGCGACAUUUUAAGCAAACAUGGGGCAGUAAUAUGACCAAGGCCUCAGAGCCAAAAAUUAAGGACUUUUUUGGUGCCGACUUUACAAAAAUCACCUUCUAUCCAGACUUGGCUAAAUUUCACAUGGAUAAAUUGACCGAUGAUAUUGUAGGUUUAAUGUCGCGAAGAGCGUUUGAUGUAGCAGCUUCUACUAAAGGAGUCAAGGUGUUUCUGAAUGGCCAAAGACUGCCGAUAAAAAAUUUCAGAGAUUAUGUCCAAUUGUAUUUUAAAGGGGAGUAUGAUGAAAGAGGUAAUCCCCUAAAGGUUGUUUAUGAAGAGUUCGAUGAACGAUGGGAAGUUGCGGUAACACUAUCAGACUCAGGUUUUCAACAGAUGUCCUUUGUCAACAGCAUCGCCACAACUAAAGGCGGUCGGCAUGUAGAAUAUAUCGUAGAGAUGAUCGCGAAACAACUUUUAGAUAUAAUAAAGAAGAAGAAUAAAGGUGGGACCACAAUUAAACCUCACCAAGUGAAAAAUCAUAUGUGGGUUUUCAUCAACUGCCUCAUCGUAAAUCCCACUUUCGACUCUCAAACGAAAGAGAACAUGACAUUACAAGUGAAGAAGUUUGGAUCCAAGUGCUCCAUAUCUGACAAAUUUAUACUGGGCGUUCAAAAAAGCGGUAUAAUAGAAACCGUGUUAACUUGGGCCAAACUUAAGGAGCAAACUGAGCUGGUCAAAGCCAGCACUGGUAAAAGUGCUGGGAAGUUAAAAAUUCACAAGUUGGUCGAAGCCAAUAAGGCAGGCUCUGCGACUGGCUGGAAAUGUACUCUCAUAUUGACUGAAGGAGAUUCGGCCAAAACGUUGGCUGUUUCCGGGUUGAGUGUUAUUGGAAGGGAUUAUUACGGCGUGUUUCCUUUAAGGGGUAAACUUCUAAACGUCAGAGAAGCCACGCACAAGCAGAUUCUAGAAAAUGUUGAAAUUAACAGUUUAUUGUCAAUUAUCGGUCUACAGUACAAAAAGAAAUACUUAACCCGAGACGACCUGAAGUCGUUGCGUUACGGAAAAAUAAUGAUCAUGACUGAUCAAGAUCAGGAUGGCUCGCACAUCAAAGGAUUGCUGAUUAAUUUCAUUCAUUACAAUUGGCCUGAACUAUUACGCCUAGAUUUUCUAGAGGAGUUUAUCACUCCUAUUGUAAAGGCUAAGAAAAAGAAUCAAGAAAUUUCGUUCUAUUCAUUGCCGGAGUUUGAGGAAUGGAAGAAAGAUACCGCAAACCAUCAUACUUUUGAAAUCAAAUACUACAAAGGUUUGGGUACCUCCACUUCGAAGGAGGCUAAAGAAUAUUUCGGCAACAUGACACGGCAUAAGAUUCCAUUCCGGUAUGGCGGUCCUGAAGACGACGAUCACAUCGUACUGGCUUUUAGUAAAAAACACAUCGAGGCCAGGAAAGAGUGGCUCACUAAUUUCAUGGUGGACAGCAAACAUCGAAAAGAAAUGGGGCUUCCGGAAAAGUAUCUUUACGCAAAAGACACUAGAUUCGUUAAUUACAAGGACUUUGUUAAUCUGGAAUUAGUAUUGUUUUCUAAUGCUGAUAAUAUCAGAUCAAUUCCCAGCUUAGUAGAUGGUUUGAAGCCUGGUCAAAGAAAAGUACUUUACACAUGUUUGAAGCGUAAUGAUAAACGCGAAGUAAAAGUGGCACAAUUAGCCGGUUCAGUAGCCGAAACUUCAGCAUAUCAUCACGGUGAAGUGUCUCUUGCCAUGACUAUCGUAAAUCUAGCUCAAAAUUAUGUGGGAAGCAACAACAUCAAUUUGCUCGAACCGAGAGGGCAGUUCGGUACCAGAUUGGCUGGAGGAAAAGACUCAGCCAGUCCCAGGUAUAUAUUCACGAAAUUAUCGCCGUUGACGCGAUUGCUCUUCCAUCCCGACGAUGAUCCUCUCUUAAAACAUGAGUAUGAUGAUAGCCAAAAAAUAGAGCCAGUUUGGUACAUUCCCAUUAUUCCCAUGGUACUCGUUAACGGAGCCGAUGGGAUUGGAACCGGUUGGAUGACAAAAAUCCCUAAUUACAAUCCGCGUGACUUAGUUGAGUGCAUACGAUCUAUGCUAGAUGGAGAAGAACCUAAAGAAUUGCAUCCAUGGUACAAAAAUUUCAAAGGUACAGUCGAGUUUUGCGGUGAUAAGCGUUACUGCAUCAGUGGCGAAUUAGCCAUAAUGGGCAAUACACUAGAAAUUACCGAACUCCCUGUGGGCACAUGGACUCAGACUUAUAAAGAAAAUGUCUUAGAAGCAAUGCAAGGGUCUGACAAGGUUAAAAAUGAUAAAGCUAAGGAAAAAGAUAAGGAUAAGGAUAAAGCAAAAGAUAAAGUUAAGGAUAAAUGCAAAUGGUCCAUUCAGGAUUUUAAAGAAUACAGUACGGAUACCACGGUUCAUUUUGUAGUGACUCCUAGUCCCAGCCAGAUGGAACUCAUGGAAAAAGAAGGUCUCCACACAGUUUUUAAGCUGCAAAGUUUAAUUAGUCUCGGCUCCAUGUGUUGUUUUGAUGAGUUAGGAUGUCUGAGACGAUUCGACACCGUAAUGGACAUUUUAAAAGAGUUCUACACGUUGAGAAUGUCAAUGUACGUGAAACGAAAGGACCAUUUAGAAGGAAUGUUGACUGUCGAAGCUCAAAAACUCAGUAACCAAGCAAGAUUUAUUAUGGAAAAGUGUAACGGUUCGUUAACUGUUGAGAACAAGAAACGCAAGGUAAUCGUUGAUGAAUUGAUUCGGUUGGGUUACGAUCCUGAUCCAGUUCAGGAGUGGAAAAAAAUGCAUUUAAAAGAUGCGGAAGAAGAAGCUGCACCCGAAGGCGAGGAAGAACUGCCAGAUACCACAUCAAAAGCUAAGAAACCGGUUGACCCUGAAAAAGCGUUUAAAAACCUCGCCGAGGUGAAAAAAUUUGACUAUCUUUUGGGAAUGUCCAUGUGGAUGUUGACUGAGGAAAAGAAAAACGAACUACUGAAGCAACGAGAUAAUAAAUUAACUGAGUUGGACAUUCUCAAGAAGAAGAAGCCUUCGGAUUUAUGGCGCGAAGAUUUAGAUAUAUUUGCAAAAAAACUGGAUGAGGUUGAAGAAAAGGAAAGGAAAGAUGAAUUGAACACUGUUAAAAAAGAAAAAGCUGAGCCGGGAAAGAAGAAAGCCGCUUUAAAAGUACCUAUGUCUCCACCUAUUGGUCAAAGAGUAGUACCAUUAAUAUCAACUGAUAUCAAAAAGAAAGUUCAGGCAGCUGCUAAGAGUAAAGAAGGAAGGGGAAAACGAAUGAUUAAAAAAGAAGUUACUGAAGAAGAGGACGAUGAGUUUGACGCAAUGAUCAAAAAUAAGAAAACGUUAAAGGAUAAAUUAGGAACACCAGAUGAAGUUGAAAAAAAAGUCAAAAAGAAAAGGCUGGCAUCUGAUGGCUUAAAACAAACAAAACUAAACUUUGAAAAGAAGGCGGUGAACGGUUCGCCUAAAAAAGGAGGUAGAAAAAAAAGAUUCAACCCAGACCUAUCUUCUGAUGGUCAGAGCUAUGAAAGUGAUGAUAGUUUCUCGAUUAGCAUAGAAACUGCGCCACUCAAGGAACGUACAAACGCCCGAAGAUGCGCAACAAAAGCAAUUAAAUAUGACACAGACGACGAAGUGAAUGAGAUGUCUGAUAACGACGUUCUACUAGACAACAAUUUAGUAAAUGGGGACGAAAUACAACCUCAACUUUUGGAAAGUGAUGAGAGUGAUGUGGAAAAACCUCCACCACGAAUGCAGGAGUCAUCUGAAGACCUAUUCGAUAGCUUGAUAUCAGGAUCGCGAAAAGAAGAUUCCAAAGAGGAAAACGUUUCUUCGUCAUCAGCUCCCAAAAGGAGAUGGUCCACGGAAUCUGAGGAAGAUCAUAGUCCACCACAAGUCGUUAAAUCGAAAGCUGAUGAUCAGCCCAAAAAGCCCAGAGCAAAGAAAAUAAAAAAAGAAACCAACGGUAAAGAACAAGGCGCCGCAAAGAAGGCGAGAGGUAGGAAGAUGCAAAGUUCAUCUGACGAAGAUUUUGAAAUUGACGAAUCAAGUGAACCCGUUCAACCUGUAAAAUCUAGGACAGGAAGAAACAGACCACAGAAAAAGUAUGUCGAAGACUCAGACGACGAUUUUUAACGGCAUCGCUCAUUUAAUUAAUUGCGUAAUUGAGUCGGUAAGAUUAAGAUAUUUUUUUACAUUCAAAAUAGUUUACUGAAUCAAUUGAUUGGCCAUUAUUUGAUGCAGCAAACUUUACAAAUAUUUGGAAGGAAGAAUCUGGCUUUUGUAAGAUUUUUUGUAUGUCGUAAAGUCAUUCCCUGCAAUAAUAAUGCUGUGAAUAAUUGACAGCGCGUCGUUUUGAAAAAUUGUAAGCAAGUUCUGUCGUCCCAAUUUUGAAUAUUUUUUGGAAUUCAGAUUUUCCUGAACAAUGAAUUUAAUACGAUUUCAAAAAUUGAUAAUGUAUAUUUUAUACCAUGAUACAAUAAUAUUCAUAGUUUCUCAAAUGUAAAUUUCUUCCACAUAUCGCUCAUACAUCAAACGUAAGCAGUGUGUUUUAGAGGAGAUAAUUUUUCAAACAAUUGAACUCGGAGUAUUUUAGAAUUAACUGUCAUUUUUUAGUAUUUAAUUUUCAAAUCAUUAGUAGGAAAUGUGUACUUUUGUUUUUAAUUGUCUCGCUGCACAUAUUCAACCCGUUUUCAUUCAAAGUUACUUUUGCUGAAAAAAGCAAACAUUACGUAAUCUGUCGGUUAGAUGUUUGUCACAUCUUUUUCGUGUUCAAGAAGUUCUGGUUAAAUCUUACAUAAUGAACAAACUGAGGUGAGAAUUGAGGUUUGUGUGUUACUCCAGCUGGAAUUUUAGGAUUUAGCUAAUUUAGUGAGUUUUAAUUCUAGUUUAAUAUUUAUAAUUUUUGUACUAUGUACAGUAUUACUUACUUAAUAUAAUUACAUGGAAUUUA